CGCAACAUAAUACGCCUUCACCUUUUACCUGCUUUGUCUAGCUGCUCUCCAGAUACCUGCAGCCAUUGUUGCUGCUUCUGCUAUUGUUUCGAGUGCUUAUCUAAUCAACAAUGUCAUCCAUAUUCCUUGGAUUCCAUCACAACCUUUACUGGUCCCUUAGAUUCCAUGUCUUUAGGCAUGUCUCCUUCAGUAUCUACCACUUUUUCUCCCUACUCGGCUUCCUACUAUUCAACCACAGGUUACUCUGUCCCUAUUAAUUCAUCUCUUCCCCUCAAUACAAUUAGUUCAAGCAACACCUUUACUUCUUUUAUUUCCUCUACGACUUGCACAUCCACGACCCCUUCUACAAAUACCGCUUCCUUUUCAGUCAUUCAUAGGAAGCCGACUUGGUGUACGUACAGAAAUACAGCAUCUAAUAAAACUUCAUUACUACCACCAACUACCAAGGUCAUAGGAUCUGUGUCAGCUAGAUCAUUUGACACUGGCCUCUUGUUAUUUUGCCCUCCUUCCACCAGCCGAUUGUCAUUUCGUACUGGCAGCCGCUCCCAUGACGUUGAGCCAACCAAAACAUCUGCAUCUGUUGCCACAGCCACUGCUUCUCUGCAGACCCAGUUAUCUAUGCAGGUCCCUCAUUCGAGUUUCGUCUCAGUCUCCUCUUCAUUUUCACCUUCAUCUUCAUUGUCCUCUUCAUCAGUCGCCUCUUGCCCACUUGUCUCAGCUUUUACACCAAUAGCCACCACACGCACUAUUGUCGCAGAAUCAACCUCGACUGACUUGUUUUCUCAGCAGUGGCAUGACCAGGAUCCCAUCACUGUUAGAGACAAGGUAUGUGAUAACGACAAUUGCAAUGAACCUUUUAUUGACAGUCCAUCUAAAAUUAGGCUAAAGGCAUCUAAAGCCCCGACCACUGACCUUCUGCGACUUAACCUUCAUAAUUUAGAAGAUCCGGUUUCAUCCCAAGCCUUGACUGCAACAACACAGUCCAAAGAAUUAUCAGCCACACCUACCUCAAGUGUCUUUGCUUCUAGAGCCUACUGUUUCUUCGGCCUCGCCCUCAGCUGCCACCGUCUCAACUAUCUCAAUCUCAACAGUUUCUACUUCAACAGCCACACCUAA
Molecule: messenger RNA, 1116 nt
Organism: Protopolystoma xenopodis
Lineage: Eukaryota; Metazoa; Platyhelminthes; Monogenea; Polystomatidea; Polystomatidae
Source: the annotation of a GenBank genome assembly